Molecule: messenger RNA, 1948 nt
Organism: Nematolebias whitei (Rio pearlfish)
Lineage: Eukaryota; Metazoa; Chordata; Actinopteri; Cyprinodontiformes; Rivulidae
Gene: pex5
Product: peroxisomal biogenesis factor 5
Exons: 15
Coding region: 263-1948 (561 amino acids)
Biological process (GO): protein import into peroxisome matrix, docking
Cellular component (GO): cytosol; peroxisomal membrane
Molecular function (GO): protein binding
Source: RefSeq, a predicted model, not a curated record
UACGUAGCCAGCGUAACGUUACUAGGCUGUUUCAAGCGGUUCAAAGGGUUUUGUGUUGGGUCAUGGAGGAAGAAGGUAAAUAGAACUCGGCGGUCGGUGUUGGACGCUUUCGGGAUAGCUUUGUUCCAACUCGGUUGCAGAAACGGGAGCCGGGGAGGACACAGAAACACAGACCGGAGCAGAGGGACUGUUCAGCCACAUCAGGAGGAGCUCUCGGCGCUUUUAGGUGGGGUGGUCGGGUUUGCCUCGUCCUUGUGUUGCCAUGGCGAUGCGGGAGUUGGUGGAGGCAGAAUGUGGGGGAGCCAAUCCUCUCAUGAAGUUGACCAGUCACAUGACCAAAGAAGAGGGAGCUUGGCGGCAUCGCUCAACACCAACAAUUGCUCCCACACCCAUCGAAAUAGCAACAGAAGAAGAGCUUGUAAAUGAGUUCCUUCAGGCACCACCGCGACCCCCACACACCUUUGACAUGGGUCAGCUACUGGAGGAAAUGCAGCAGAUUGACCAGCAGAGCUACAGACAAGCUCCACAACGAGCUCCAGAUGUGGCAGCGCUGGCCCUCUCGGGUGACUGGGCAGCCGAGUUCCUCUCGGGUUCUGACUCUGCUGCCACAUCAGGACUAAAUGCUCUUGGCGAUGCAGCAGAUGCUGAUUGGACGAGAGAAUUUAUCGCUGAGGCCGCAGACCCUGGUCGCUGGGCAGAGGAAUAUCUGGAGCAAUCUGAGGAGAAGCUGUGGCUGGGGGACCUUGGAGACAAGGAGAGUGAAUGGACAAAGGAGUAUCAGCCUGAAGAUGAGCUGAGGCAAACGGCCAAUGAGCUCGUCUCGAAGGUUGAUGACCCUAAGUUACAAAACACAGAGUUCCUGCGAUUCGUUAGGCAGAUUGGCGAGGGCAGUGUGACAGUGGAGAGCAGAACAGACAAACAGCUCAAAGAUAAAGUUCAGGCCGAGGAGGCUCAGAACUGGGCCUCCAACCUCAACCAGGUGUCAGAGGAGUCCGCUGAAGCCUGGGUGGACGAGUUCACCGCACCUGGACCGGAUUUCCAGCAAGCCAAAGCUGCAGUGGAGAGUGAUGUGGAUUUCUGGGAGAAGCUGCAGCAGGAGUGGGAGGAGAUGGCCAAGAGAGAUGCAGAGAGCCAUCCCUGGCUGUCGGACUACGAUCAGCUGCUCAGCUCUUCUUAUGACAAGGGGUAUCAGUUUGAAGAGGAGAACCCCUACUUAUCCCAUCCGGAUCCGUUUUCAGAAGGAUUGAAGAGGAUGGAGGCGGGGGACAUUCCUGGAGCUGUACGGUUUUUUGAAAGUGCCGUGCAGAAGGAACCGAACAACCAACUGGCUUGGCAAUAUCUGGGAACCUGUCAGGCAGAGAAUGAACAGGAAUUUGCAGCAAUCAGCGCCCUCCGCAGGUGUAUCGAGCUGAAGAAGGACAACCUGACCGCCCUGAUGGCGUUGGCCGUCAGCUUCACUAAUGAAUCUCUGCACAGGCAGGCCUGUGAGACUUUACGUGACUGGCUGAAGCACAAUCCAAAAUACCGCUCUGUGUGGGAGCAGCACGAGAUGGAGCGUCAAAAGGAUACUAUCAGAGACAGGGAAAAAGAAAAGGAGAGGUUCGGGUCGUUGUUGCCAGAAUCUUUGUUUAAUGAUGUCCAGAACCUGUUUCUGCAUGCAGCCAACUCUGACCCCUCGCAGGUAGACCCUCAGCUGCAGUGUGGUCUGGGGGUUCUCUUCAACCUCAGUGGAGAGUAUGACAAGGCCGUGGACUGCUUCAGUGCUGCUCUUUCUGUCACUCCUCAUGACUACCUUCUGUGGAAUAAGCUGGGAGCUACAUUGGCCAACGGAAGCCGCUCAGAAGAGGCCGUGGCCGCCUACAGGAGAGCUUUGGAGCUGCAGCCAGGUUUCGUCCGCAGUCGCUAUAACUUGGGAAUUAGCUGUGUUAACUUAGGUGCACACAGGUGA